GGUUUAUCUAUCCAUAUAGGCUAAGGUUUAAUAAAUUGUUAUUCGGAAGGAGAUGUCUUCCAAAUACUUGUCCAGAGUUUAUUCCCUUAAUGUCUGGAACAUCACACGGCAAAUGUGGUAUACCCUCUCUCAAUUCCUUUAAAUUUUUAUCCAAAUAGAAAUGGCGGCAGCUAUAUCCCUGUCUCUUCCAACCUCUGCAUUUUCUUCGUCACACCCACCAUCCAAAGCGAUUUAUAUGCAUGGGUGCAGAUCAUUUUCCAUCUCUGUAUCUUUUGUGAAUUCUAUUCCUGCAACUUCAUACCGUAGCAAACAAUUAAGGAGACACAACUGUUCACCCAUGGUGUUUGGCUCCUCAAAUAACGAAGGAAAACCGGAGGAAACCGAAGACCCAUUUGUACUGACAACACCACUGUAUUAUGUGAACGCACCUCCUCACAUGGGCAGUGCUUAUACCACAAUUGCAGCAGAUGCUCUAGCCCGCUUCCAGAGAUUACAAGGUAAAAAAGUAGUGUUCAUCACUGGAACAGAUGAGCAUGGGGAGAAAAUUGCUGCAGCUGCCAGUGCAAAUCAUCAAAAGCCAAGAGCUCAUUGUGACCGUAUUGCAUCUGAUUACCAGGCAUUAUGGAAAGAUCUGGACAUAUCUUAUGACAAGUUCAUUCGUACAACAAAUUCUUAUCAUGAAGCGAUUGUAAAGGAGUUUUAUCUACGAGUCUUUGAGAAGGGAGAUAUCUAUCGUGCAGACUAUGAGGGACUUUACUGUAUUAAUUGUGAAGAAUACAAGGAUGAAAAUGAGUUGCUAGAAGAAAAAUGCUGUCCUAUUCAUAGGAAACCGUGUGAGAAACGGAAGGAGGAUAAUUAUUUUUUCUCUCUCUCAAAGUACCAAAAGCCACUGGAAGAAUUGUUGACUGCAAAUCCACAUUUUGUUCAGCCAGCAUAUCGCUUACAUGAGGUUCAAAAUUGGGUGAAAAGUGGCUUAAGGGACUUCUCAAUAUCUCGGGCAUCAGUUGAUUGGGGCAUUCCUGUUCCAAAUGAUAGCAAACAAACAAUUUAUGUUUGGUUUGAUGCCUUACUGGGGUACUUAUCAGCAAACCCAAGUUCAUAAC
This is a messenger RNA of Cryptomeria japonica (Japanese cedar), 1103 nucleotides long. RefSeq names its product methionine--tRNA ligase, chloroplastic/mitochondrial. NCBI's taxonomy places the organism in Eukaryota, Viridiplantae, Streptophyta, Pinopsida, Cupressales, Cupressaceae. Gene Ontology annotation, biological process: methionyl-tRNA aminoacylation. The record is from RefSeq and is a predicted model, not a curated record. Bases 161 to 1102 code for a protein of 313 amino acids. Gene Ontology annotation, cellular component: chloroplast stroma; mitochondrion. The transcript is spliced from 5 exons. Gene Ontology annotation, molecular function: methionine-tRNA ligase activity; ATP binding.